Molecule: messenger RNA, 3983 nt
Organism: Drosophila hydei
Lineage: Eukaryota; Metazoa; Arthropoda; Insecta; Diptera; Drosophilidae
Gene: Fas2
Product: fasciclin-2
Exons: 11
Coding region: 470-3148 (892 amino acids)
Biological process (GO): cell-cell adhesion
Cellular component (GO): membrane
Molecular function (GO): protein binding
Source: RefSeq, a predicted model, not a curated record
GUGGCAAGUGGACGUUGUCUGCUCUCUCUCUAACUGUCGCCGUUGCCGUCGUCGUGUGCGUGUUCUUCGUAAUUUUUAGUUAACUGUGGUAACACGUUCCGCGACGUUCUUAACGUUUAUCGCAUCGGUCACUCUCUAUAUAUAUACGCAUAUAUAUGAGUAUGCGAGUGUGUGUUUGUGCCAGUUAGACAAUGAAAUAUUGAUAUCAUACACAACGCAUUAUUAACUUCAGAUACAAUCAGCGAGUCACUCGCUCUCGCUCUCGUUAAUAGCCAACGAGUGUCUGUGACCGAAAAGUGCGCAAUUUAUAAAUAAAAGAAAUAAAUUCAAAUCACAUUAAAGCAACUGCGAAUUUUUUAUACAUUUUUUUUACUGUGUGCAACGCAACAAAGCGAAGAAAGAGAAUAAAACAAAGAAACGAAGAAGAAGGAAAAACUGCAAUAAGAAAACAGUGAAAAACAACGACAAAAUGGGCCAACUGCAAAGGCAGCGAGUGGCUCGACUCGCCACACUACUCUACGUAAUGCUCUGCAGCUGUUUGACUAUAGAGUUAUGCAGCGCUCAGCAGGAGCCGAAGCUGCAGAUCUAUCCGACGCAGGAGGUGCAACGCAAGCCCGUUGGCAAGCCGCUAAUAUUGACCUGUCGCCCCAACGUGCCGGAUCAGGCCUUAGUUACCGAUCUCCAAUGGAAGGACAACAUGAAUAAUACCAUUCUGCCCAAGCCGAGCAAUUAUGAUCCACUCUAUGAUUCCAAGGGCAAUAAAAAGAAUGUCACGGGUCGCAACCAUCCACCGAUGUACACGGAGACGCUGCCCGGCGAAAGUUUGGGCCUGAUGAUUACCUCGCUCUCCAGCGAGAUGGGCGGCAAAUAUUAUUGCACGGCUUCAUAUGCUAAUACCGAAAUACUCGAGAAAGGCGUCACGAUUAAAACUUAUGUGGCCAUUACCUGGACAAAUGCGCCAGAGAAUCAAUUUCCAAUACUCGGCUCUGAUUAUGUGGUCAAGUGUGAGGUGAAAGCCGAUCCCAACCCCACCAUUGACUGGCUGCGCAAUGGCGAUCCGAUACGCACUGAUGCCAAGCACGUGGUGCAGACUCAUGGCUUGUUGAUACGCGAUGUGGCCGAAACCGAUGAUGGCAUCUACACUUGCCGUGCCGCAGUCAUUGAGACGGGUGAACUACUGGAGCGUACCAUACGCGUCGAGGUCUACAUUGCACCGGUGAUAACCCAUCUGCCAGCCCAGCUGGAAGCUGUCGAGGGUAAGCCGUUCGCUGCCAAUUGUACGGCCAUUGGCAAGCCCGUGCCGGAAAUAAGCUGGAUCAAGCAAUCGGUGCAGCUGAAUGUGGCCACGGCAGAUCGCUUCAAGGUGAACGCGCAGACGGGUCUGCUGACCAUCAGCUCGGUUACCCAGGAGGAUUACGACACAUACACCUGCAUAGCCAGGAACGGCGCUGGCGUUGUUGAUCAGAAGACCAAACUGAAUGUCCUCGUGCGCCCCUCCGUCUAUGAGCUGUACAAUGUGACGGGUGUCAGUGGCAAGGAAAUUGCCAUCACUUGCCGCUCCAAGGGACGUCCCGCUCCGGCCAUCAGCUUCCGUCGCUGGGGCACCGAGCAGCAGUACACGCCCGGCAUACAACUGGACGACGAGCGCAUCACGCUCGAGCAAUAUUUCGAUGAGGAGCGCGGCGAGAGCACGGGCACACUGCGCAUAGCCCGCUCCCAACGCACCGACGAUGGCCUCUACCAGUGCAUUGCGAGCAACAAGGGCGACACGGCCUAUAAGACGGGUCACAUUGCCGUCGAGUUCCCACCCGAUUUCACGCACAUGAAGGAGCUGCCGCCUGUGUUUAGCUGGGAGCAGCGUAUUGCCAAUCUGAGCUGCCUGGCCAUGGGCAUACCGAACGCCACCAUCGAAUGGCGCUGGAACGGACGCAACGUCAAGGACCUGUACGAUACGAAUUUGAAAAUCGAGGGCACCGGACCACGCAGCGAUCUCAUCGUACAUCCGGUAACCCGUCAAUACUAUUCGGCCUACAAGUGCAUUGCAACCAAUAUCCAUGGCACCGCCGAGCACGACAUGCAGCUGAAGGAGGCGCGUGUUCCCGACUUUGUGGCAGCUGCUGUCCCUCGUCAACUGACGGCUACGACAAUGACCUUUGAUAUCCGUGGUCCGGCCACAGAGCUGGGCUUGCCCAUACUCGCGUUCAGUGUGCAGUACAAGGAGGUGAACAAUCCGGACUGGUCGACGGCUCUGAACCGCAGCUGGUCGCCCGACUCACCCUAUAUCGUUGAGGGCCUGCGUCCACAGACAAUGUACAGCUUCCGGUUUGCGGCCCGCAACCAGGUCGGCCUGGGCAACUGGGGCGUCAAUCAGCAACAGUCGACGCCGCGUCGCUCGGCACCCGAAGAGCCCAAGCCCUUGCAUAGCCCCGUGCAGAAUGAUAAGGAGGAGCCGGUUGUUGUGUCGCCCUAUUCCGAUCACUUCGAGCUACGCUGGGGUGUGCCCGCCGACAACGGUGAGCCCAUCGAUCUCUACCAGAUCAAGUACUGUCCGGGCGUUAAGAUGGCUGGCACCUGGCAUGAGCUAGAGGACCGCUGCAACAUGAUCGAGGUGUCUGAGACCACGUCGUUCCAGAUGACCGACCUAAGUGGCAAUACCUAUUAUCGCAUCGAGCUGAAGGCGCACAAUGCCAUUGGCUAUUCGUCGCCGGCAUCGAUUAUUAUGAAAACGACACGAGGCAUCGACGUCAUUCAGGUAGCCGAACGCCAGGUGCUCUCGUCAGCUGCCAUCGUGGGCAUUGCCGUAGGCGGCGUCCUCCUGCUGCUGUUCGUUGUGGAUCUGCUAUGCUGUGUAACGGUACACAUGGGCGUCAUGGCAGCGAUGUGCCGCAAGGCCAAGCGCUCGCCCUCGGAAAUCGACGACGAGGCCAAGCUGGGCAGUGGACAGCUGGUUAAGGAGCCGCCGCCAUCACCGUUGCCACUGCCGCCGCCAGUUAAGCUCGGCGGCUCACCAGUGACAUCUCAAUUGGACGAAAAGGAGCCUUUGCGCACGCCCACUGGCAGCUUGAAACAGAAUUCAACCAUUGAAUUCGAUGGACGUUUCGUGCACUCACGCAGCGGCGAAAUAAUUGGCAAAAAUUCAGCCGUCUAAGCGAGCUGCAAAUGGGAUGAAACAACAGAGAUGAAGUGCACAAAACUUGCAACAGAGAAAAGUAUUGAACAAAACAACAAAUAAUAGAGAAGAUGAAGCAGCAACUCAACACAUAACUCACCUAUAUAUAUAUGCAUAUAUAUAGAUAUAUAUAUAUAUAUUUACCUGUCGUCUAGCCCACACACACACACAUAAGAAACCAGACAAACUGAAGCCAAAGCUGUGGGAACACCUUUUCAUUGUAUGAUUCUAUGAGUUGAUGUUUAGUUUCCAUAAGUUCUAUCUUAACUAAAUGUCUUAACUAUAUACAAUAUAUAUAUAUAUAUACACGAUAUCUGAAUAGUAUUUUAAGCUCUGUAUACAUUGCAUAACACUCAUCACACAUCAUUUAUGCGUUCAAGUUGCUUCUACUUAGCAUAUUCAUUCGCUGCAAUUAGCUUAAAUUCUUUUGUCAGACUGCAGAACAAUUCAAACACACACACACACAUAUACACAACAAAACCCACACCCACACCCACACGCACACACAGACACACAUUUUUAGCUUAAGAAACUUAAAUUAAUGCCUUACAACAUGAUGGAAAAGAAAACGAGAAAAACAAAAACAAAAUCUAAUAUUAGUUUAACUAACUUAAACAUGCCAUAAAUAAGUUUUAAUAUUAAGUUCAAGCAUAUGCUAUAUAUACACUCACCCACGCACACCCAAAAUUUCGUAGUACUUAAACCACUGAAGAAAAGACUUUCACUUCAACAUGACAAACUACUUGAGAAACCUUUUUAGAUUUUUUUUGUUAACUUAGUUAAGAAUUCGCCUGCAUCUUCGUUUCCUAUUGGU